Messenger RNA from Procambarus clarkii (red swamp crayfish), 1660 nucleotides. RefSeq names its product U3 small nucleolar RNA-interacting protein 2. Gene Ontology annotation, molecular function: protein binding; U3 snoRNA binding. NCBI's taxonomy places the organism in Eukaryota, Metazoa, Arthropoda, Malacostraca, Decapoda, Cambaridae. Gene Ontology annotation, cellular component: small-subunit processome. The record is from RefSeq and is a predicted model, not a curated record.
UUGGGUUGAGCCAGGUUAGGUUGGGUUGAGCCAGGUUAGGUUGGAAUGAGCCAAUUUAGGUUGGAAUGAGCCAGUUUAGGUUGGGUUGAGCCAAAUUAGAUAGGUUUAAAAAAAUCCGUUGCGAAUCGUCUUGCGUACGAAUUGACUCUUGCCUCCCGCAGCACACGCAGUUAUCCCCUGGACGAGGCUGCAGCUCCCUCACAACACCUGCUGGCCACCAGCCUACACGUGUAAAUAUGCCGUUUUUCAUUCGAGGAAAACGACAAGGGAACAUCAAACACAAGAAAAUAUUAAAAAGACCAAGAAAAGGUGAUGUCUCUCAAGCCAAGAAAGCUAAGUUUACACCAGAUUUGGAUGAAGAGAUCACAAGCGAGGAAGAUGAGCAUUAUAUAAAAGGAAAGUUGAUAAAUGAGGAUGAGGAGGAGGAAGAGGAGGAGGAGACUGCACAAGAGAAGAAAGUGAGACUGGCCCGCCAGUACCUUAAAGAACUACAAGACCAGAAAACACAAGAUGAAGAGGAUGAUGAAGCUAUUGGUGUUCGGCUUCGAGAAGAUGUGCUUGAAGCAUCUGGAAAGCUGCGAAGAAAUGUUGCACACACAUAUAUAGAACCUGACCAACAGGAUAUUCGUGUUCUCAAGUCAAAACACCAGAAGCUACCCAUUACUUGUAUUUGUGUUUCUCACGAUGAAAAACACAUUUUUUCUGGUUCUAAAGAUUGCUCUAUUGUGAAAUAUACCAUAGAAGGAAAAAGAUUAGGAACUAUUCCUGGUGGGCGAAAAGGCACAGAAGAGGUACAUAUUGGACACACAUCUCACAUAUAUUCCCUAGCAGUUUCUUCAGAUGGGAAAUUCUUGGCAUCAGGUGAUCAAGGGGGUUAUAUACACAUCUGGAAUGCAGAAACUCUUGAGCACCUGAAGACGUUUAAGAAGCAUCGUGGAGCUGUUUCUGGAUUGGUUUUUCGUCGUGCCACACACACACUCUUUUCUGCUUCACACGACCGAAUGGUGAUGGUGUGGAAUCUUGAUGCUAUGGCAUUUGUUGAAAAUUUAGGUGGCCAUCAAGAUGCAAUAACAGGAAUUGAUGCAUUUGUGAGAGAAUCCUGUAUUACCAGUGGAGGACGUGACCAGUCAGUGAUUAUAUAUGUUCUAGUUGAUGACAAACAGCUGAGGUUUUCUGGCCACCAGGAUUCCAUAGAUGGUGUCAAGCUGGUUAAUGACAAAACAUAUGUUACCUUUGGUCAAGACGGAGGACUUGCUUUGUGGACAACCUUAAAGAAGCGCCCUCAUUGUCUUGUAAAGGCAGCUCAUGGCUAUCAAAUGAAUGGUCAACCUAAUUGGCUGACUGCUGCUGCUUCUCUUGUAAAUACUGACCUCAUUGCAUCAGGUUCAAUGGAUGGGUUUGUUCGAUUUUGGAAAGUUGACACAGAGGGACACCGAACUUUGCAGCGUUUGUUCUCAGUUCCUGUUCCAGGUGUGAUUAACUCGCUGGCAUUUACAACAAGUGGAAAUCACCUCGUGGUCGGAGUAGGACAAGAGCAUAAAUUAGGAAGAUGGUUUAAAGAAAAAUCGUGCAAAAAUUCCAUUGUUAUCAUUCCUUUAAAAAAAAAAAUUAUGGAAAAAAGUGUGUCUUAGUAAUGACUAAUAAAUUUGUUAUUGAUAAA